AUGGACAAUCAUCCAAGCCAACAGGAAAUCGACCGCGUCCUCCGGCUCAAGCGGAAGCAGCGUGAAACCAAGGCCUGUUAUCCUUGUCGCCAGCGAAAGGUCAAAUGUGAUGGUUCGCAGCCAUGUCGAACUUGUCAGAAAAGAAACCAUCCGCAUAUCUGCACCUAUGAUCUGCCAGCGCGUUCGGGACGUAGCAAUGCUACACGUGGGACAAAUCACACCGAGCCUGUGGUACACCCCGACGGGAAUUGGAGGGCUGCAUCUGUCCAAAGUAUCUCGUCUCCUGGACCUCAGCUUCAGCCUCAGUCUCAAUCUGAAAGCAUUCUGAAUAAUCCCAGUCAGCAGCCGUCAUCUGAUGGCAUGGAUAAGGAAUACAUCUUUGCCGGCGAUAACUCGGUUGUUUCUAUUCUUCGUCUGCGCACGCAGGAUGCCAACGGGUCGAUGGCCCAUGAACUCGGAUCGGUUCUUGGUUUACAAAAUACCUACAAUAGUUACCCAUUUAUGGACUCGAGAACGCCUCAAGAACGGUGGGCGGCGCUGUUACAGAUUCUACCCCAGCGAAAUGAGGUGCUGAAAUACUUUCACUUUUAUCGCACAUCUGCCUAUCCCUUUAAUCCAAUCUUAGUUGAUAUUGAUCGAUUUGAAUCCGAUCUUUGCGGCUAUCUCAAUGCCCUCGCGGCCGGGGAACUGCGGGAUGCGAAUUGCGUAUCGGAUCGAUGGGCAACUGACAAAUCUAUUGGACACAUCAGCUUACUACUGGCUACCCUGGCUUCAGGGGUUCAUUUUUCAGAUAUUGAACAUCCACAUCGGUCAGAGCUGGGUCAGGAAUUUGCCCGUCGAUCUUUUCAAGCCCUGCGCUUGGCAAACUUUCUUUUUAGACCCUCAAUGGACAUAAUACAGUCGCUAUUGAUUCUAGGGAACACCCUCCAGAAUAAUGGACAGUCAGAUGCUGCAUGGGCGUUACUGGGAACAACUGUGCGACUGGCCCAGACGCUUGGGUUGCACACGGAGAAGAGCAUAUCACACUGGCCAGACUGUGUCAAAUCGAAGGCAAAAACUCUAUGGUUUACGAUUGUCUGGCAGGACAGUUUGCUAUGCCUCUGCUACGAUCGGCCUCCCGUCGUUUCAACAAAAGGCUGGAGGCCUGACGCGACGAUAUCUUCACGAUUCGGCUUGUCAUACACGGACAUCAUGCACUAUAUCUGUCGCCUCGGGAUUGAAACUAUUUUAUCAGAAGAAUUUGAAUCGAAUGGAAUCAGUCGAUCCCUCGAUGCGUUGGCUACCUUGGACAGUGUUUACGGGCGAGCUCAGCCCCAUCUCAUUGCCCAAGAAAACUGUAGGACAUUGCAUCAAAACCUAGAGCACCUGGCACUCAAAAUGCACCUUUCUCUCGCUGUUUCUGUACUGUGUCGCCCAGCCAUCAAACAGUCUCAACUCCGUGACGCACAGUACGAUGUGUUACGCACCAGAGCCAAGGGAAGUUUGAUUGAUGCGUCCAAGGCGUUUCUCAACUUCCAAACACUAAGUAUAGUCCCAUUAAGGACGUGGUCAAUGGUCCAUACGGUUCUCAGCUCUACAUUGCUUCUUUGUCUCUGGGAGGAGACUCGAAAUGAUCCCGAGUGUUUUGAACUGCAGCAACGAGUGAUUGAGGUGUUUUCCACGACGGAAGUCGGCGCCAGUGAAUCGAAUUCAACAACACCCAACGGGCAAUGGUUGUCAGAAAGACACAUCCGGGCGCUGGUGACUCUCCGUAAUGCAGUGCGAAGUGCAUUGGAUCAACAAAGGGAGGACUUGACCGACACUACUCAACCCAAUCUUGAACCUUACCCAAUGUUUGGGUAUGAGCCCCACCUGUCUCAGAGAAAUGAUCAUACUGACUCUGAUAGAAUACCGAAUACGCUUAUGGAAGGAGAUCCUUUCGGGGUGUCUCCCAUCUCGUAUCUUGACUCGAUUAUGAAUAUUCCAAUGUUUGAUCUUUCCCAGGAGACUGGAUUCCCAUAACUUCUAUUCUUGGAUUGAAUAUUCCGAACAAUAUUGAACUCUGGUCCCACCACAAAAUCGGCUUCUUUGCCGACAUGAUCCCGGCAGUUCGGGUUCGGACCCUCGGGCCCUCGGACAUCUCGGAAUCGGCGAUCAAUGAGAUAUCCUUGAAAGCAAUUGUUGAUCCUACACAAACGAUCCGAGAAAAAAUGACGAGAACAAAAAAGGUCUCCGCAGGCAAUUUUAAAAACCUUAUUGACGCCAC
Aspergillus wentii DTO 134E9 is the source of this 2245-nucleotide messenger RNA. Its product is annotated as Zn(II)2Cys6 transcription factor. Lineage: Eukaryota; Fungi; Ascomycota; Eurotiomycetes; Eurotiales; Aspergillaceae. Gene Ontology annotation, biological process: regulation of DNA-templated transcription; DNA-templated transcription. Bases 1 to 2001 code for a protein of 666 amino acids. Gene Ontology annotation, molecular function: DNA-binding transcription factor activity, RNA polymerase II-specific; carboxy-lyase activity; DNA binding. The record is from RefSeq and is a predicted model, not a curated record. The transcript is spliced from 4 exons.